This is a messenger RNA of Paraphaeosphaeria sporulosa, 996 nucleotides long. Its product is annotated as ubiquitinyl hydrolase. The transcript is spliced from 3 exons. The record is from RefSeq and is a predicted model, not a curated record. Lineage: Eukaryota; Fungi; Ascomycota; Dothideomycetes; Pleosporales; Didymosphaeriaceae. Gene Ontology annotation, cellular component: cytoplasm. Gene Ontology annotation, molecular function: cysteine-type deubiquitinase activity. Bases 1 to 996 code for a protein of 331 amino acids. Gene Ontology annotation, biological process: ubiquitin-dependent protein catabolic process; protein deubiquitination.
AUGUCUGGCGGCUGGAACACCAUAGAGAGCGAUGCGGCAAGUCUUCUGCCUCUCCUGCUCCACCUACGCAAGCUGACAAAUUCACAGGGCGUCUUCACGUACCUCAUCGAGAAGCUCGGUGUUAAAGAUGUGCAGUUCGAAGAGCUCGUAACACUGGACUCUCAAGAACUCAAGCAGCUCGGAAAGAUUUACGGCGUCAUAUUCCUCUUCAAAUAUCCCACUGGCGAGGAGCGGUCCGACACACCAAAAGACGGCAUCUUCGACCACGACGCGGCAAACAGCAUCUUCUUCGCCGCGCAGACAAUACAAAACGCGUGCGGCACGCAAGCACUGCUUAGCGUACUGCUGAACAAAGACAGUGAGGUGGAGAUAGGCAAGGACCUGAAGGAAUUCAAGGAGUUCACACAGGAGUUCCCGCCGGAGUUUCGGGGCGAGACGCUCUCAAACUCAGACGUCAUCCGCGAAGUCCACAACUCGUUCGCGCGGUCCUCACCCUUCAUCGACGAGACGCAGCGCACCGCCACAGAAGACGACGACGUCUACCACUUCAUCGCAUAUACCUCCGUCAACAACACCCUCUAUGAGCUCGACGGCCUCCAGCCCGCACCCAUCUCGCACGGUCCCUGCACCCCACAGAACUUCCCCGACGCCAUCGUCCCCGUCCUCCAGCGCCGCAUCAACCGCUACCCUGCCACAGAAAUCCGCUUCAACCUGCUUGCCUGCGUGCAGGACCAGCGGAUUCGCGCGCGCGAGAUCGGCGACACGGAGGCGCUCGAGGAGCAGGAGGAGAAGCGGAGCGCGUGGCUGUGGGAGAAUGCGCUGCGGCGGCACAACUUCGUGGGCUUUGUGGGCGAGCUGAUGAAGGGCGUGGUCAAGGCGAAGUUGGCGCAGGGCGAGGGUGCGUAUGAAAAGUGGAUUGAGGAUGGUAAGGCGAAGACGAGGAAGCGCAUGGAGGAUAAGAGGAAGCAAGGCAUUGCGAGUGAUGGGAUUGAUUGA